Lineus longissimus is the source of this 3227-nucleotide messenger RNA. RefSeq names its product fas apoptotic inhibitory molecule 1-like. The record is from RefSeq and is a predicted model, not a curated record. The transcript has 5 exons. Gene Ontology annotation, biological process: negative regulation of extrinsic apoptotic signaling pathway via death domain receptors; canonical NF-kappaB signal transduction; positive regulation of neurogenesis. Lineage: Eukaryota; Metazoa; Nemertea; Pilidiophora; Heteronemertea; Lineidae. Bases 341 to 892 code for a protein of 183 amino acids.
AACAUAAAUUUUUUAAAACAGUAAGUUUUUUCAUCGUCAUCACAAAUAUUAGUAAACACUGAUCUCCAAAUCAUACAGUGAAAUAAAAAAAGUUGUGUUAUUUUUGUCACAAUGAUUGGAUUAGGACCAACCUAAACCCUGGGAUAUGUGUGGGCCAAUAUCAGAAAGUAUUUCCUGAGGCUUAUAUAUGUGCUCUGUUUUGGUCGAUCAAUAAUUCGUACCAAUAAAGGAUAAGCGUUAUAUUCAUAGGAAACGUUUAUAAGUUAUGUUCUCUAUGGAAAUUGUAUGUUAAAACGCUGAUCGAGACUAACCAAUCAGAAACUAACCAAUCAGAGUUACGAUGCAAUCGGAGGACCUUGUCGCCGUGUGGAACGUCGCGCUAAGCGACGGUAUUCAUCGCGUCGAAUUUGAACACGGAACGACGACGGGGAAGAGAAUUUUAAGAGUUGACGGAAAAGAAAUUCACCGAGAGAAUUGGAUGUUUAAAUUAGUUGGGACCGAGGCCUUCAAAGUCGGCGGGAAGCGGUGUUGCGUCCAUAUCGAUGCGAUUGGCGGAUUCGCCUACGAGUAUCGGUUGGACGUCGAAGGAAAACCGCUGGAGAAAUUCACGGAGAAUAUAAAGAAAGUUGUGAAGACUUGGAAUGUGGUUCUAAACGGGACUCCAUAUAGGAUAUGUUUUGAAAAGGACACAGUCACAGUUCAUGUAAACGGGCAGAUAGUAGAGACAUGUGAGGAAUUUGUCGACGAGGGGGCGGAGACGAAUUUCGAAAUACCUGGAGCGAGCAAUCACAACGCGAAGAUAAUCGCUGUGAGCAGCGGGAGGCAGUCGCAGGGAAUCGUACACACGCUGAUUAUCAACGACGAGGUUGUACCGGAAUCAAUCAAUUCAUGAAUUGUGGGAACGCGAAGGAAAUGGACAACAUGUUAAUUGUUGCGUGGCAGAAUGAGUAGAUUUCAUCAAAGAGGCCGCAGCUUCGGCCUGAUUUUCUUAAUGAUAUGUUAAAGGGACAUUAUAGGCACCAGCUAGGUAGGCAAGAUAAAGUUACACAAUGUUGCCAAUAGGGUUCUCUCCCAUCUCACAUUACGUCAAAAUGAUUCAUGCUUGUAUAAGGAAUAUAUUUAGUGCUGAAUCUGACAUGACCUAGGGCCCUUACUGUGUAUAUUAGUCACCAGAAGGUGGCCAAUUUAACCCCGCUGCUCCUGCCUAUAGUCCCCCUUUAACUGUGAUGUGUCGAAGUUAGAACUGAACCGUUAUAUUUUUGCGGAUUUCUUGAAAAAAGUCGCUUUCCGAAAAUACUUUUAUCUAUUGUCAGUAAAAUAAAAGGAAAUAACAUUAUUCGCCUUGAUAAAGUACAGAGGUGCAAAAUUUUGCUGUUUUCAGUACUGGUAGUUUAUUCUCUCAGGUCAAGGUCAUCUGGUUGGACUUCUGCCGUUUUGGCCAGAAAUAUGAUAUGCAGGUUAGAAAAUUACUACUUAGAUCAUGUUAGAAGUAUUGGGAGUUACUAUUGGCCAGUACUUAUGUAGAGUGUAUUGAGUUCACGGAGAGAGGUUGGUUUGGGAUGCAUCUGGAAAUGUCCACAAACAUGGCCGCUAUUAUUCGUCAGUACUUUUAAUAAUGCACAACAGUAAACCAGGCAAUUUUCACAUUGCCUGAAGUUGAUGAACUUGCUCAUAGUUAACGAACAAUGUAGGCUAUUUAACUAAGCUAUAUGAACAUAUGGAUAACUCCAUCAUGUCCAUAUAUGCCCCAAAUGUGACCCAAAUGAUGGAUCCCAAAUAGAUAGGUGAUGUACAUGUACAUGUACAAGCAUUUGUCUUCAAAUGUUUAAUAUGUAAAUAUAUUAUUAAUCUAUUUAUUUCAACGCAAGUUGUACAGUAUGUAAAAAGCUCAUAUAUGCCAGAGGAAGGUUACAAUGUACAUCCCAGUGUAUUUGCCCCUGAAAUUUGAGGACAUAAAAUAAUUCUCAUUUGCGGGUAUGAUGUAAUGUUUCCUUCCUCUGUGAUUUACAAUAACAGGCAGAUAAUAGGCUCGGAAAUACGCACGUUUUUGCGUUAAAUAUUGAGUACCGUAAACACGCUUGUCCCGCCAUCUUUGUAGUUUCAUGUCACAUGUACUGAUUUAGAUAUGAUUAUAUUUUUAUAUGGAGCACCUGAGUACCGACAUGUACAGUUACUUCUUGUGAAGAGCAAUCCUUAUGUAUGAAAAUCAUCUUCUGCAAAUAUGUAUGAUUCAGCCUGACUCAAACUUUAACUCUUCUCGUGUUAGUCUAGAUAAAUUCGUAUAAUUUUCCAAUUCCGUGCAACAAUUUUUGUUUCGAUCUUAAGAUUUCUGUUACAUUCCUACGGUAUGAGGUUGAGGCUGUCUGUGUGUGAAGUUAAUUUACCAUUUUCAAUAACUGCUCUGUGGCCUAUUGAAUGCCAAUCAGGAGCCAUGGCUUCAUCUGCCAUGCCGCACAAUUAUUGCAGCUGUCUUCUGAUUGGCCAAUACCUCAAGGCCAAAUCGCUGAUUUUGAAAUUUGGCUUUCAGCACCGGCCAGUUGAGUUCAAAUUGAUGGGUUUUUCCCACAUUUUAUACAUCAUUAUCAUUCCUGUAUAAUUCUCCGAAUAGUCCGUCCAGAGGUUGAGCUGGGGGUAAAAUUGGUAGUCUUGAGAGGUGGGCCUCAAGAUAAAUACUGGGCCGUCAAUUUGACAUUCAUAGAAUUCCUUUAUAGUAGAUGAUUACCGGUGGCUCCUUUGGGUCACCUUGUGUUGAUGUAAUGUAUGGUUUGGUUUUCACAAUGUGUGCAUAAUCACAUCCUUGGAUACCAGGGUCAGUCGUGAGCUCCUCCUCCUAUGAAGCUUGGUCAUAAGUGCCGAGUUCAGGAUGACAGAGUCAUGGAUUUGCACCCAUCACUUACGUGUUUGAUUUGUGUGAUAAACUGUUUUUUCAAAUCCAUUUGUUUUCCCCGUUUCCCUAUGUAGACUCUUCUCAUCAAUACAAUAGAAAAGUCCAUUCAAGGAUGUGGGGGUGUAAAGGUUCUCUAAACUAGACAUGGCAUAUCUAUAGCAAGAUGGGAGUCAGGACAGUAUGCAGUUUCUCCAUUCUCCCUAGAUUUUAGUUCGUUUUUUUCUAAUAAACUAUUACACUAAAAUGUCUCAUUUUGGAAUAUCAGACAUUUUCCAAUGCUGAUGUUACAGUUAGUUGCCUAUCACUGUCUUUGUCGACAUAAUAAAUAUUUAAAUCUUUU